This is a messenger RNA of Suillus plorans, 430 nucleotides long. RefSeq lists its product as uncharacterized. The transcript has 3 exons. The record is from RefSeq and is a predicted model, not a curated record. NCBI's taxonomy places the organism in Eukaryota, Fungi, Basidiomycota, Agaricomycetes, Boletales, Suillaceae. Bases 78 to 335 code for a protein of 85 amino acids.
GCUCGCAAUGGCCUGUCGUUCCUAUUUCCAGUCGCCCCUUGAAUGAACUUCUUGAAGAUGUCGGCGACGUUUGGACGAUGAGCAGGGCAGAACGGCAGAACUUACAUCAUUUCUGGGUUGAAAAUACGCGCAUAGAGUUGGCUGAGACACAGACAGGCGAGUUUGCGCGCCUUCGCGAGCUUCACGAGGGUAUACUGCGAGAAUGUAACGAAGGCCAAGAAGAGGUGCAUCGAAAUUUACUGCGCAACAUCGAUAUCAUUGGUUGCACCACGACUGGCGCAGCAAAGUUGGCUUGGUCUCAUAAAUGUAGUCCUUGUCUUCAUAUUGAUAAUUAGGAGGUAGUGGCUUUGGGUCCUGGAAGCGAACGGGUGGCAACGCGUAAGGAACCUCUAAAUACUUGGUUCAGCAUACGAGCGCGAAGGGUUUGGUC